This is a messenger RNA of Fulmarus glacialis (Northern fulmar), 1176 nucleotides long. It is a transcript of the gene BRINP2, whose product is annotated as bone morphogenetic protein/retinoic acid inducible neural-specific 2. NCBI's taxonomy places the organism in Eukaryota, Metazoa, Chordata, Aves, Procellariiformes, Procellariidae. Gene Ontology annotation, biological process: positive regulation of neuron differentiation; negative regulation of mitotic cell cycle. The transcript has a single exon. The record is from RefSeq and is a predicted model, not a curated record. Bases 1 to 1137 code for a protein of 378 amino acids.
AUGCCACGUAAGCAUCUCUGCUCCUGCGUCUCUUCUCCACCAGGUGCGCAGUCGCUCCUGUACUGCAGCGAGACCACCGUGCCUGGGACCUUCCUGGAAGAAAGCCACAGCUGCACGUGUCCCUCCGACCAGCCCUCCUGCCAGGGGACCAUACCGUGUGCCUUGGGCGAGGGGCCAGCCUGCGCCAGCUGCGCCGAGGACAACAGCACCCGCUGCGGGACCUGCAACCACGGCUACGUGCUCACCCAGGGCUUCUGCCGCCCGGAGGUGGCCGACUCGCUGGAGCACUACCUGGGGUUGGAGACGGACCUGCAGGACUUGGAGCUCAAGUAUCUCCUGCAGAAACGGGACAGCCGCAUCGAGGUGCACUCCAUCUUCAUCAGCAACGACAUGCGCCUUGGGAGCUGGUUCGACCCCUCCUGGAGGAAACGCAUGCUCUUGACUCUGAAGAGCAACAAGUACAAGCCUGGGCUGGUUCACGUGAUGUUGGCCCUCUCCCUGCAGAUCUGCCUCACCAAGAACAGCACGCUGGAGCCCGUCAUGGCCAUCUACGUCAACCCCUUCGGGGGAAGCCACUCAGAGAGCUGGUUCAUGCCCGUCAACGAGGGCAGCUUUCCAGACUGGGAAAGGACUAACGUAGAUGCCUCUGCCCAGUGCCAAAACUGGACGCUCACCUUGGGCAACAAGUGGAAGACCUUCUUUGAAACGGUCCAUGUCUACUUGCGGAGCCGCAUCAAGUCUCUGGACGACAGCUCCAACGAGACGAUCUACUACGAACCUUUGGAGAUGGCAGAUCCCUCUAAGAACCUGGGUUACAUGAAAAUCAACAGCUUGCAAGUCUUCGGCUACAGCCUGCCCUUUGAACCAGACGCUAUUCGUGACCUGAUCCUUCAGCUGGACUACCCCUAUACACAGGGCUCCCAGGACUCAGCCGUGCUCCAGCUGUUGGAGAUCAGGGACCGGGUGAACAGGUUGUCACCCCCUGGCAAAACCCGCCUUGACCUCUUCACUUGCUUGCUCCGCCACAGGCUCAAGUUGGCCAACAACGAGGUGGCGAGGAUCCAGUCCUCCUUGAGGGCCUUCAAUGCCAAGCUGCCCAACGCGGUCGAGCAGGAGACGGGCAAACUGUGCAGCUAACGGCUGGGGCUGCUCAGAUCUUGGAGCCAGGAGAAAGGA